UCUCGCCCCUCUCGCUCUACUCCUGUGCAUCACAACCUAGUGGGCUUUACCCGGACUGCACCGCAUUGACGCUACUGCUGCCAGCCGACCCAACCCACUAAACUAACGCACUGACACAGUGAAUCGGUCUUUUUGGAUACUAUUACCCGCAGCUGGUAACUGGAUGCUGUGCGGGAUUGCGUGCGUGGAUAUGCAGCAUUUCCCUUCUCUUGCUCGCUUUGCUCCGUUCUCUCUGGACAACGAUUCGCUGUCCUGUAAUGUAAUGUCAAGACUUUGGGAACGGGAGUGAGUCGUGGAGGAGGUGGCAAUUUGGAGACUACUGCAUACUGCACCGCAAGAAAUCUGGAGCUAACUCACAAGUUUGCAGAGCUCACGUCAUGUAUGUAGCUGUUUACUUGAAACCCUGAGCUCCCACCCCUGUGCUGUGUCCAACAUGGGUGUUGACUGAAUGGGAGAGUAUCCCCGCGCUGCCACAGAGGUAUGAAGAUGCACUUGUGAGGAUUAAAACUGCGCUCAGUAAUUCCUGGACCAUGCAGAUUCUGCCGCCUAGGACGUUAUUUGUGUUGUUAGCUCAUGCACAUGUAUUAUUAUCUCUAAGAAAUAAUGGAGAAGUACGAACUAAUGAGGACAGCAACACAAGCUCAUACUCUGCCAGGACUUUCCACGGGUCACUCAGGGAGAGUCAUCAAAAUAAAGCCAGGGACCGUGCGCUCUCGCCGGGUUACGCCACAGGUGCGUCAUCGGCGGAACUACAAUCGCAGCGGGCAAUUAUGCGUGGGACCCUUAACUCCACUUACCCCUGGAAAAGGGUAAUUGCAGAAGAAACGUGGCGAAUUGGACACAACAAACGCGACUUCAGUAGGACUGUGACACCCGUGGAGGAUCCCAACGCCUUCUCACAUUGGGGCCCGACGCGCCACCAUAAUAAGAGGAUAAAGUUGAAUGGCGGUUUUAGUAGUACGGGGACGCCAGCAGGUGGACACUACAAUGCGCCUAAGCCCUCUUCAAUGGGCCGGGGAGACGGAGGAGGGGGACCCGAGGAGGGCGAUAGGCACAAGAGAGGCACACAAUACGAGCAGAAGAAAGCCUGGAAGAGGGGGAGAAACCGGCUGAACAAAAGCUCAGUGGUUUUGGCUCAGCCUCACGCGUCGCCGUGGGAACCCAUCCCCAAGCCGGUGGCCCUCACCUCCACCGACCUGCCCUUUGACCUCUUCACCAGGAGGACCGAGUUCUUCACUUUCAGAGAGGAGAACCCCUGGGACGCCACGCCGAUCACCCCUCCUAGCUCGCAGGAUUUCGGGGACGAGAUCAAGAACCCCUUUUACCCGGUGACAAGUGAGACUUAUGGCGCUUACGCGAUCACGUGCGUCUCCGGGGUCAUCUUCCUGGUGGGGAUAGCGGGCAACAUCGCCAUCCUGUGCAUCGUGUGCCAGAACUACUACAUGAAGAGCAUCUCCAACUCACUGCUGGCCAAUUUGGCCGUCUGGGAUUUUGUGCUCAUCUUCUUCUGCCUGCCCAUGGUGGUUUUUCAUGAACUGACGAAGUCCUGGCUGCUGGGGGAAUUCACCUGCAAAGUGGUGCCCUAUGUGGAGGUGGCCUCCCUUGGUGUGACCACCUUCACCCUGUGCGCUCUGUGCAUCGACCGCUUCCGUGCGGCCACCAAUGUCCAGAUGUACUAUGAGAUGAUCGAGAACUGCACCUCCACCACUGCAAAGCUUGCCGUCAUCUGGAUUGGUGCGCUCCUAUUGGCCCUCCCAGAGCUCCUCAUCAGACAGCUGGUGACUGAGGAAACAGGAAUCCCAGACGAGCCCCCUGUUGAACGCUGCAUUAUCAGGAUAUCCACCUCUCUCCCUGACAUGCUGUACGUGCUGGGCUUGACCUAUGAGGGUGCCCGGCUGUGGUGGUGUUUCGGCUGCUACUUUUGCCUCCCCACCCUCUUCACCAUUGGGUGCUCAUUGGUGACGGCACGGAAGAUCCGGCGCGCAGAGCAGGCCAGCGUGCGCAGCAACAAGAAGCAGAUCCGACUGGAGAGCCAGAUGAACUGUACUGUUGUGGCGCUGGCAAUUGUCUAUGGCGCAUGCGUAGUGCCUGAGAACAUCUGCAACAUAGUUUCUGCAUACAUGGCGGCCGGGGUUCCUGAGCACACCAUGUCUGUCCUACAUCUUCUCUCCCAGUUGCUGCUCUUCUGUCGGGCCGCCGUGACGCCGGCACUGCUGCUUCUUCUGUGUCGUCCGCUGGGCAGGGCCUUCCUGGACUGCUGCUGUUGCUGCUGCUGCUGCAACCACGCACCCUCUUCGGCCACGGCUAGUGACGAUAACGAACACGAGUGUACCACCGAGCUGGAGCUGUCGCCAUUCAGCACCAUCCGCAGGGAGCUGAGUAACUACACACCUGCUGGCUCCAACUGCUAAACUGACAUUCCGCAUCAGGGAUGGAGAUUUCACUAGCCUGCUAUUAGCCUUUGGCUAGUAUUUCUCAGACCCGGCUAGGAGAGAUUUGCCUUACCUACUCUAGUCACAUUUUUAAAUGGGUGCAUGAAUAAAGUUGAACACGGAAUAAUCACAUUCAGCCAGUGUCCUAAAUCCUCAACUUUCCUUUCUUACAAUAAAACUGUACAUUUACAGUAACUGUGUAACACUUAGUUCCAGGAAAGCUAACAAAAAGCAAAAUCAUCUUUUCCCUCACGCCCUGGGGUGCUCUUAAAACAGGGUCAGUACAUAUUUUUAGCAAUCCUGCCUGACCCUUUAAAACUUACGAACUUCCCUGCUGUAGACCUUGUAUGCCUAAAUAUCUUUGAACAGUUGGGAUGGCCUCUUAACCUGUCUGAUGUCUGGUUCCUCACAAGAGGUUUGAAUCAGGUUAAUAUCUUCAAAUUACCUUAUUCUGAAGCAGAAAAACAGAAAAAAACCCUUGCUGUGUUUCCCACAGGCAUCAUGCUAUUAGUGACAGGGAAAGGUCAUAAUAUUUAUACUGUACAAUGUACAUAGGGGAAUUAUUGUACAGAAAAUGUUCUGUUACUGAAAGUGAUGAGAAAUGUAUUUGGCCAACAUAAAUUAUAUUUAUGAAUGGGAAACUCUGCACUGUAUAUCUUCAAGGAGAAAUAAUCAAUGCCAAUCACGUUCCAAAUGUGUCACUGUUGAAAUUAUGGGGACUUGGCUAAUUAAUCAUAGAGCGCAGCCUUGUAAGAUAACACAAAAUACAGCAUCCAGCUAAACAUGUGUGCUGACACUGCCUAUAGAAAUACAGGACUCAGUUUACAGACUAGAUCAGCUGUAAAUGUACAGUUCAUAUAUUGCUGCACACAUGAGAACAAGGCUUAUGAUAAUUAAACUAGUGCAGGGCGUCUCUGCAGUAAUGACAAUUUGCAAGUGGAAGACACAGAGAGGAGGGUGGACUGGAGCAUCCAAAUGUACACAACACUUACACUGUGUAUUGAAAAAUAUCCAGUUGACUCAAAUAUAACUGGGCUGGUCUCAGAGAUACAUGAACAUGGACGUGAGUGGAAUCAAAAGGUUUGGAAUGGACUAAUUGAAAUUAAAUUAGUUGAAUGGAGUGGAAUGGAAUCGAAUCAAACACUACAGAUUAAAUUGAAUGGAGUGAAUAUGAAUUGAGUGGAAAAUAAUGGAACAUAACACCGUAUAUAAUUGAAAGAGAUGGACUCAGCAUGGACUGGACUGAAAAUAAAUAUCUGCACUACACUGUUGUAUCAUGUUACGCCUUACACUUUGGGCUGUAUAUAUACUGUACACUUUCUUUGGUGCUCUUAUAAUGAAUGCGCUGUAAACAACAAAAUCCAUCGGUUUGACUUGGAAUCGCAAGUAAUUGAGCUGCGUACUAUGUUUUUGGUCAAGAAGACAGAUUGCAGUUUUCUGUGACUCUGGAAUACAUGAAAAAUAGUGGGGUAAAAGAAGAAAAAAAAAUUAAUGUAGAGUUUCACAGAGUUGCCAUGGACACAGGUAAGAGAGAUCAUAUGAAUCUUUGAGUAUAAAUACUGCCUUAUUAAGAGUGACGGUUGCCAAGUACAGUGAUUACUCAGAGUUGACUAUAGGUCAUUGGUAUAUACUGAUAGAUCAAAAGGUAAUUCCUAACAUUGUAUAAACUUCAAUAGAUGCAAUAACAAACUAGUAUCCAGCUAUUUUUAUUAUUACAUUGGUACAGAAAUAUAAUUACUGGUAGUCCGGUUUUGUAACAUAUAUACAGGUACAGUAAUUAGCAUCAUUUACUAGGUGAUUGCAACCUAUAAUUGAAAUACAAAAAGUGCCAAUACUCCAUAAUUACAUGUAAAGAUAACUGAUUUAAUGUAAAUAUAAGGGGAAUUAUAUAUUUGUACCAAUAGUGAGUGCGCAAAGUUGAUAGUAAAUAGUUGCUGUUUCAUUUUGUACAUGUUAGUUGUUUACAGUUUCUGAACUUUAAAACAGAGUGCUACCACAAGUGUGGAAAAUAACUCGAAGGCAAGACCACAAUUGACUGUUACCUAAACCUCUUCCCAAAACAGCGAUUGUCCAAUCAUAUCUGAGCAACUUUAACUAGGCAGGGCAGGUCUGUCAAGCUUUGGAUUGCUCCUCAUUCCAACGUAGUAUCAUGAGUGGGCUCUAGCAAGAGUGAUACUUAGCAUUUAAACAGUUUGAAGGGUGGUGUCUUUUUUUUCUAGCCUUCCAAAACCAAAAGCACAAGCAUCAAAUAUGUAAGAAAUGGAUUAAACAUUGUGUUUAUUAUCUGUAAUAUAUGGUGGAAUUGUUAGCAUGUCACCCUGCGAUGGGCUGGCGACCUGUCCAGGGUGUACCCCGCCUUGCGCCCGAUGUCAGCUGGGAUUGGCUCCAGCCCCCCCGCGACCCUGUAUGCAGGAUAAGCGGUUGACGAUGGAUGGAUGGAUGGAUGGAUCUGUAAUAUAUGGUGGAAUUGUUAGCAUGUCGCCCUGCGAUGGGCUGGCGACUUGUCCAGGGUGUACCCCGCCUUUUGCCCGAUGUAAGCUGGGAUUGGCUCCAGCCCCCCACGACCCUGUACGCAGGAUAAGCAGUUGACAAUGGAUGGAUGGAUGGAUGUUAGCAUGUCCGGAUUUUAGAAGUUUACACUCCGGCAAACUCUACCAUUGUUUGCAUUUGCCAAACACACUGGAAAGACUUUACCCUAAAAGCCUUUUCUAAUAUGUUAAAUGUGUAAACAUAGGCUGAAAAUACAAACAAGUAUGUAAGCUAAGUAGCCAAACAUGGUUAUGUUACAACAAAAUAAUAGUCUUUCAGCAAAUAAUCAUGUACGUAGCCAUCAAUUUAAGGGUUUUCAUUUUAAAAUGAGUCAGCUCUCUGCCUAUGUUAGCAUAGUUAGCUAGCUAGCUACAGCUAAUAAAAUUGGUAAAAGUCACCAGCUAAAGAUGAGGGGCAGCUUUUUUCUACUUCUGUCUGAAAUUAAGGACCCACUGUGUCAAUAAUUACUAAAAAUAUCAAUUGGUAAAUCUGCUGCUGUUCAUUGUAAAUUGCACUGUAAAGUGCCAUCUGAGAAAAGAAAGCUUUACAGCUGUAGCAACACUAACUAAAGGGGGUGGGGCUUUACGGACAGUUUAUUUUAUAGCUUAAAGAAAAGUCCUGCUUCUUGACCUAUCAUACCCUUUGCAGUUUCAUUACUUGAGUUUUUAAGGAGAACCGAUGAAAUUUGUGUCAACAGUGUAUAAAUUUACCAGUGUAUUGUACUGUAAAUCUGUUUUCUUAAUCCUACCAAUCAGACCCGAGUCAAAACAAGGUUCAAACCACUAUCACAACUUAUUAUAAUGCAGGUAAAAAAUACUGAAAAAUGAACAGCCCAAACAUAUGGCAUUAUGGCAGAGGUGUGUAGAGGGUUUCUGCAGAUGACCAAAAUUACUCUUAAAAGCUUUUAUUUUGUUAAAGUAAAGUUAAGUUGUCAAAGUUAAUAAAAAAAAUAUUUCUUUAAAUAUUUAUAACUAACAUUUAUGGUGGUGAACUCUGUGAUGACCCAGGUGUGAUGUUCAUUGGUAUACUGUAUAUUGCUAUGAAUCUUUUGCAUACAAUUCUGCACUGCCAAACACCUUCUCUCUGUCUGUCUCUUGUGCUCUUGUGGUAGUAGCACACUAUCUCUGGGUGUCUCUCUUAGCAUGGAGGUCAGUUUGCCCUCAGCUCCAUUAAAAACGGAAAGAGGAAUAUCACUACACAACAUAAAUUACAAAAGGUUUGACAGCGCCCAGGGCCAGUCAUACUCGGAAUAUACGCAUUCACAAUAGCCAGAAACUGUGGAUAAAGUUUUUUUCCCUUUGGAGGCAGCAACUGUUUGGCUGUAGUGAACUCCAGUUUAUGAGCUUUAAGAGAUCCAGGUGGAUGUAGCCUCUGGUUGGCACUGCCUGCAGUUCUUCAAGUUAAUAGAGGAAAUGAGCAGGAACUUAGCAGUGCUGCAACACAAUGGCCUGCAGCCUGUUUGACAACUCUUUUUAUUACCAUCACUAACAGGGUAUUGUGGGCCAAUGUAUAAACCUGUCCAGGGAGUUUAUAUGCCCUUGCACCAGCCAAGUUUCUACAAUUAUAUCAUGUCAAGAAUUUGGGAAAGAUUUUUUGGUUUUUAGUUCAGUGAGUUGGAGCUGGAAGUCUGGAUUUCUCCUCAUUUUUGAUGUGACCUAAGUGUAAACUGACCUCCUGAAUCUGAUUAUCCUUUUCUGCAUAUUUCUGGGAGUAUAGCUCAUUCUAAAUGGCUCCGUGUGUAGUAACGUGGUUCAAACUAUUGAUGAAGUGAUUCUUGUAAAUCAGUCAGUGAGACGUUUAUUCUGAAUUUUGUGAGUAUCCUCUUCACUCUGAGCAAAUUGUGUCUGUAUUUGAUACCUGAAAAUGUAAGCACACAACCACUAUUGUCUCUAAGUUUAGUCACUGGUUUCUAAAUAGCUUUUUAUAUAGCCAAAAAACUGUCCCUUUGUUUAUCAAAUAACUUUAUCUUGAAAACUGUAUAUUAAAAUCCUAAAUGUA
This is a messenger RNA of Micropterus dolomieu (smallmouth bass), 6959 nucleotides long. It is a transcript of the gene gpr37b, whose product is annotated as G protein-coupled receptor 37b. Gene Ontology annotation, cellular component: plasma membrane; signaling receptor complex. Lineage: Eukaryota; Metazoa; Chordata; Actinopteri; Centrarchiformes; Centrarchidae. Gene Ontology annotation, biological process: positive regulation of MAPK cascade; adenylate cyclase-inhibiting G protein-coupled receptor signaling pathway. The record is from RefSeq and is a predicted model, not a curated record. The coding region runs from base 531 to 2411 and encodes 626 amino acids. Gene Ontology annotation, molecular function: G protein-coupled peptide receptor activity; prosaposin receptor activity. The transcript is spliced from 2 exons.